AGGAGAAUAUUAGUCCAAAAUACUAGUUCGGUUGCUUUUAUAAAAAGCAAAAUCCUUCCGUCUCACGGAAAAUAAAUAUUGGAAACAAGGAGCUAAUAAGGAUGAGGAAAUCAAAGGGCUGGAUAGAGGAAUUGAAGAAUUGCCAAGUUCACUGUGUGAUGGAUGCUGCUGGCCAAGUGAUUCCGCUAAUUUAGGAGGCAAUUUGGCAGGUAGGCCGGUAGGUCGUUUGGAACAUCGAAUUUGCGUGAGAGUCAAAACUUUGUUUCUUGCACUUUGUGUGUUCCAAACCUCCCGCACCACCAAAAUCUCUCGCCCUUUCCCAAGUAAAAGAAAAACUGAAACAUAAAUCAUUAGUAUUGAGGCUUCACACUCUCCUCCUCAGUUCUUCACAGAGAUUUACUAGUCAGGAGAGAGAGGGUAUCUUGAAGUGAAGCCAUUUUUGAGAUUUGAGAUCCACAUCUGCUUGUAUCAAUUAAUGGAGCGGACGUGAUCAGAUCUGUGCAAUAUCGAAGGAGGGAAGAGAAGAGAAGAAGAGAUGGCACCCGCGAGUAAAGCAGACAGGAAGGCUGCUCUUGAUGUGGCAUCAUGGAUGUUCAAUGUCAGUACAUCUGUGGGGAUUAUUAUGGUCAACAAAGGUCUAAUGGCCAGAUAUGGUUUUACAUUUGCAAGUACGUUAACUGGCUUACAUUUUGCAAUGACCACUCUCAUGACUCUUGUUCUUCGUUGCAUGGGCUAUAUUCAACCUUCGCAUUUACCUUUCUCCGAGCUCGCAAAAUUUGUUAUCUGUGCCAAUUUCUCCAUUGUUGGGAUGAAUGUUAGUCUCAUGUGGAAUUCUGUUGGCUUUUACCAGAUAGCAAAGUUGAGCAUGAUUCCUGUAUCUUGCCUUUUAGAAGUUCUUUUUGAUAAGAUUCGUUAUUCAAGGGACACUAAGUUAAGCAUAGUAACAGUGUUGGUUGGAGUGGCAGUAUGUACUGUUACGGAUGUUAGUGUCAAUGCCAAGGGCUUCAUGGCUGCUGCAAUUGCAGUAUGGAGCACUGCUUUGCAGCAAUAUUAUGUUCACUAUCUGCAGAAGAAGUAUGCACUUGGUUCUUUUGAUCUGCUUGGACAUACUGCACCAUUACAAGCAGCUACACUGCUGAUUGUAGGGCCGUUUCUUGACUAUUGGCUGGCAGAAAAGAGAGUGGAUCUUUAUGAUUAUACCAUACCAUCUGUGUUCUUCAUUGUGCUCUCUUGCAUGAUUGCGGUGGGCACCAACCUAAGCCAAUUUAUCUGCAUUGGUCGUUUCACAGCAGUCUCAUUUCAAGUUCUCGGCCAUAUGAAGACCAUAUUUGUUCUUGUUUUGGGAUUCAUCUUUUUUGGUAAAGAGGGGUUGAAUGUACAAGUGGUUCUUGGUAUGUUAUUAGCUGUGAUUGGGAUGGUUUGGUAUGGCAAUGCAUCAUCAAAACCUGGGGGUAAAGAACGGCGGAUGUAUCCCAUUUCUAGUGAGAGGAUUACUAAAAUUGGUGUAUCUGAAGAUGGAGCACUUGACAAAGUAUGAUAGAUUACAAUAUGGUCUACUUCAUGCGAUAAUUGAGGUUUGCCCAACAAAAUAUACAACUUUUUUGGGCUUUAUUUGUUUUUCAACUAGAUACAGGUCUUGGAUGGCAUUGCCUUUUUAGAGUUGUUGAGGAAGGUUCCAGAAGGUAUGCCAAAAAUUCAACCAUUUUUUAUUGUAAAGCAAGCUUCUCAACAACCUUUGCAAGUUAGAGGAAGCAAGGUAGGAAAUUUUCCAUUUGUUAGUCUUGCAGUUUUCAUUCAUGCAAGCAAGAUUUCUUAGUUUUAGUGUAUCUUGCACAGACAAUUCUCAUUAUUUAUUCUUAUGCUUAUCCCUUAGAAAUGAAGAUAAAUCUUUUUCC
Messenger RNA from Cryptomeria japonica (Japanese cedar), 1895 nucleotides. RefSeq names its product UDP-rhamnose/UDP-galactose transporter 6. Bases 536 to 1537 code for a protein of 333 amino acids. Gene Ontology annotation, cellular component: Golgi apparatus. The transcript has 6 exons. Gene Ontology annotation, molecular function: antiporter activity; UDP-galactose transmembrane transporter activity. NCBI's taxonomy places the organism in Eukaryota, Viridiplantae, Streptophyta, Pinopsida, Cupressales, Cupressaceae. The record is from RefSeq and is a predicted model, not a curated record.